AUGUUGGUUGACAUAUUGGACUGGAUAUUGGAGUGCGAUGGGGUCAAACCGAAGUGCUCGCUAUGUUCUAGGCUAGGCAAACCUUGCACCUACGUUGAGCAGCGUCCGAAGAAGAGAAAGUACUGGGACGAAGACUAUGUGAAAGGUCUCGAGCAGCAGGUACAAGCUCUCCUCGCUGUUGUAAGACAAUACGAAAGACAGUUUGGUAUCUUGCCAUCUUCGGAAACGGCUCCGUUGCCACUCAUCAAAGGCCUCAUACCGGAUGAACAUCAGGAAUUCGAAUCGAACCUUGUCAGUUAUCGGCAGCAUGAACACAGCGAUGGCCUGGAAGGACCAAUAUCUCUCGCAGCAACAUUGCAGAAUCAUCAAGAGCUGCCUCCAUUUCCUACCCAUGAAAGAUCUCCAGUGGCCUUGGAAGAGCUAAGUGUCAUGAUGUGGAGGAUGAACCUGGGCGACGGCGCAGUCAUCACCCAGGACGGCGACUCGGCUCUUUCUUAUGAGAUUGCAGCAGAUUGCGCUGUGGAAUUCUCUCAUUUCUCACCCCCUGAUGAAAUCCUCCGCUACAGUCGAGACUCGAACUUGCUAUCGAAACUCGCGUCAGUCUUCCUCGACAACAUCAACCAAGAGCAUCAAUUUACACCAUACACAUCACCUUCAUUUCUGGAUCAAUACCCAUACCAAAGUAUCGAUGAAACCUUCCUCCAUACUGCCAUACUUGCAACAGGAGCCGCCUUCCUAGCAAGCCGAGACCCGAAUAUGGCCAAGAUCGGCGAGGACUUUGCGAAGUACGCAGAAAAGCUCGUCUUUGACUGUUGUCGCUAUCGGCCCACGCUAUCAGUAAUUCAGGGAAUGUGUAUCCUAUCAUUCAGAUCUUUGUCCAUUGGGAAAGACCACUUGGGCUGGAUGUUCAUCUCUAUGGCUGGGGGUUUGUGCGUUCACUUACGACUACAUGUUCUUGCGUUGGAUGAAUGUGCUGGGAGAGCUUUGAAGCCUACGUCGCCAGAGAUCAGGACGUUCUGGAUGUUCUACUUUGUCGACGUAUCUGCAAUCACAAUUCUGGGGAGGAAUUGCGCACUUCCGUGGCGGCGCGUCAAUGUGCCCGAAUUCCACACAACGUUGAACGCCGAAACCGCAGGCUUGGCAGAGCUCUCAUUCGCAUGGCAGAGUCAGCUAUGGUACACCCACGCCGAAGCCAUGGACCAGAUAUUCGCCCCAUCCUUUGAGAAGCUUGCUAUGGCACAGCAAAUCAGGCUUCUCGUAUCGACGCUCGAGCAGCUCAACACCUUCUUCCGCUCGAAACCACACCGACUGCACAUGAACAAUGACGCCCCGAAACCAAUCGUUUUCUUUCACUUGCAGUAUCAUAUGGCAAUAAUGAUCAUCAUAUCGUCGUUCCUGCGAUCUUUCACCUCCUCGGACACCCCUGGUAUCAGCGAAGCCGAAGCAAAUAGUUCACUACUCGUACUACGAUCUAUCACGAGCGCUGCGUCAGAGACAAUACGUCUAUGUCGGCUGUAUCGGGACAAGUACACCUUCACGAUGGCACAUCCUAUCAUAGUACACCAUCUUUUGAGCGCGAUUCUUGUGCAUCUGAUGAACGCCACCAGUAGCGAUAUCACUUUGAGAAGACAGAGCUCGCGUUGGUUACGAACAGGGAUGGGGCUUCUGGAUGAACUGCGGGAGAUAUGGCCCACGCGCGUUAAUAAAUGCAUCCGUGUGGUGCGCGUGCUGGCUCAAAAAUGGGGAGCAGUAGGUGCUCUUCCAAUGGCAUUCGCAGCUCCUGUUGAGCCGUCCGCGCAGGAAAGGGAAUCACCACGACAAGAUUCAAGCUUUUCCAGCCGACUCAAUGACCCAGCACAGACGACUGUUGGGUUCUACGAUGGCCAUGAUGUCACUCCCUUCAAUGGGCAUGCAUGGCAAACCGGAGAGAUGUCAUCUGUAUCAGAGCUGUUAGGGGCUUUUGGAAGUUUAUCCAGCUUGCCAGAUCUCGGAUGGUUGUACGAGGGUCAAGAUUUUGAUACAAGCGGAAGUUAG
Molecule: messenger RNA, 2034 nt
Organism: Colletotrichum aenigma
Lineage: Eukaryota; Fungi; Ascomycota; Sordariomycetes; Glomerellales; Glomerellaceae
Gene: nirA-3
Product: Nitrogen assimilation transcription factor nirA
Exons: 3
Coding region: 1-2034 (677 amino acids)
Biological process (GO): regulation of DNA-templated transcription; DNA-templated transcription
Molecular function (GO): DNA-binding transcription factor activity, RNA polymerase II-specific; DNA binding; zinc ion binding
Source: RefSeq, a predicted model, not a curated record